AUGCGCUCUUUCACUUGGACACUGCUCUUCCUCCUCCUGCGGCUGACGGGCAUCGAAGCCUACUACGGCAUCGACUACAACGCCAAAGCGGCCUACUUCAACUUCGCCAACGCCAAGCAGGAAAGCCUGUAUGUAUUUGCGCUCAACAUCGUGCCCGACACGGGCGACGUCUACUUCCACAUGUCGGGGCCGAUCCGGCACUCGUGGAUCGGGGUCGGGUUCGGCGACUCCAUGAUCGACGCCUUCAUGAUGAUCGCCUAUCCCUCCGCCGACGGGCUGAAGACGAUCAUCAGCCCGCGGAUAUCGGACGGCCACUAUGAGCCUGUGUGGGACCCUUACUCCACCGUCGACGGGGUGUACAACGACACCUACGCGCCCAACGCCAACAGCGUCACCGACAACGGCACGGCGACCAUCAUCGCCCAUUCGGUCUGCAGGAACUGCACAACCUGGAUGACGAAGAAUGGGCCUCGCUCGCUCGACAUCACCAGCAAGUCGUACCCCUUCAUCUUCGCGCUGGGCCCCAACGUCACUUUCCGCUCCGACUCGCUGGAAGCCAACAUCCCUCGUCACGCCUUUGUCGGCAGCUUCAACAUGAACCUGGUGGCGGCGACGAAUGCUUCGGGGUGGUAUGGGCGAGUCCCGGCGCCGAAUGUGCCGCAUUUCCCGUUCCCGCCCAACGAUACUGCUUUUGCCAAUUUUGCUUCCACGCCUGCUUAUGAUACGAGGCUGUUCAACGACCCCUUGCCUGGUGCACAUGGGGCGUUGAUGCUGGUCGCCUUUGUGCUCCUAUUCCCAUUUGGUGCGCUGGUCAUGGGCUUCUUGAGAAGAGUGCUGUGGCAUGCGGCAAUUCAAGGCGUGGGCUUCGUCUUAGCUUUUGCUGGAUUCGGAGUCGCCCUGCACUUUUCCUACCAAUACAACAAGUCCAGAUACUACAACUCACCGCAUCAAAUUAUUGGCUUCAUCGUUCUUGGUGGUCUGCUAAUCCAGCUCGGACUUGGCCUCGUGCAUCACACUCUUUACCGCGCCAGCCAUGCUCCGACGCCAUUCGGUCGGAUACACAUGCUGCUCGGUCCGCUGGUGAUGAUCGGAGGGCUGGUCAACGGCGGACUUGGAUUCCACUUUGCAGACAACCAUCAGUACAUCGUCCCCUACGCCAUUGUCGUGGCCAUCAUCGGCUUCAUCUUCCUCCUCACCAUCAGCUGCGUCAUCUGGCUGCGAAACAGACGGAAAUACAAGCCGGAGGAAGACAAAGACGCGUCGAUCGUACAGUCGUCCGCGGACAGCGACAGCGGGUACGAAAUGUCGGUCUCCAAGGCGUUUGGAGAGGAGCCGCCGGCGCCGUACGAGGUGCCGACGACUCCUUACUCGGCCUCCUUUUUGCCCAUGGUCCCCGCCCCGUACUCGCCUGCGGUGCCGUACACGCCUAUUUCGGCGUAUACGCCGAGUUCGUGGAAGAAGGAGGAGAUGAGCAGUUGGCCGCCGGAUUACUUUGCGCAGCAGCACCAUUUUAAGGAUCGGUGGACGUGA
This is a messenger RNA of Neohortaea acidophila, 1530 nucleotides long. RefSeq lists its product as uncharacterized. The coding region runs from base 1 to 1530 and encodes 509 amino acids. NCBI's taxonomy places the organism in Eukaryota, Fungi, Ascomycota, Dothideomycetes, Mycosphaerellales, Teratosphaeriaceae. The record is from RefSeq and is a predicted model, not a curated record. The transcript has 3 exons.